ACCGAUGACACAAAUAGUGUGCGCCGGAGUUGACAAGCGUCUGUAGGUGCCAGUCACAGAGAUGCCAAUAUAACUGUAGUCGUAUUUUCUCCGUUGAAGAUGAUCAAAAAUCUAUGAUUUUUCUUUCGCCUGAUAUCAGCGCUCACCUUUAACAUACGUAACCUAAGGGAAAUCAGAUAUAAAAACAGGGUGUACACAGAUGAUUGUGUAGUGUCAUAAUCAGUGUCAAAAUUAUUAAGAAUUCAUGACAAAAACCAGGUGGACGAAAAAUGUGGAUUGUUUACCCUUUCAGUCUGUAUUUUAAUACAAGGAUUUUCGAUUAAAAUAAGUCGAUGUCGAGAGCCAGCGUCGCCCUGGAGGACGAGGAGAAGCAGAGAUGCCCUGCUGGGGCCGAUCCACCCAGCUUACCAGAGAGAUUGAAUUUGGAACCAUCCGUCAGCGCUAUGGAGACAAGCCCCUCUCCUUCUAGCAACGGAACAACCCUCCUGUCGUUGCCAUGGGAGAUAGUUACCCAGAUAGCCUCGCAUCUCCCAGCACAGUGUGUCAUUAAUGUGCUGCCGCAGGUAUGCCAGACAUUGGGAAAGCUUGGCGAGGAUCGCUUGGCGUGGCAGCUUCGGGCUCAAAAACUCUCGGGUCCCGCAGCAUCUUUCCCAGUCGGGCCAAAGGAGGAUUUUGAUUGGUCCAAGGCAUGCUUGGAAAUGGAGCAGCUGAUUGGCUGCUGGACAGGGCAUGAGAAUCAGGCAGAGAGACAGGAAGAGGCAGCUGGUGGGGUGAACAGUGAGAACUUGGUAGAGAUGCAGCUGGAUGCCGAUUUAAACGGUGCAGCGGAAGCAGGAGAAGAGAACGUGCAAGUUCAAUCCCAGAAUACCUCGGAUAGUCCCCAUCUGAUUGAGUCAUCCAGCACUUCUUCACCCUUGGAGCACAUCAUCCUUCCCUCUGGCCACAUUGCAGAUGUGAAUUGUGUCCUCCUUCUGGGUGGAGAAGAGGCGCUGUGUGCCUCCGGCUCUCGGGACAGAAACGUGAACCUGUGGGACCUUCGAGAGAGUCCCAGAGGCAAGCUGAUGCACACUCUAGCGGGACGCGGGACCAUUAGUACCCACCGGGGCUGGGUGUGGUGCCUGGCCUCCAGCGGACCUCUGCUGGCGUCUGGCUCGUUUGACAGCACCGUCAGGCUCUGGGAUCUUGAAGCCGGAGGAGCAGAACGGGGACUCAUCCAGUGCAAAGCUGCUGUAUUAUGUCUGUCCUGCGAGCGGGACAUGGUGCUGGCCGGGUCACAUGAUCAGAAAUUAAGCAUCUUUGACACCCGAGCUGCAGAUCCAUUGGUCAAGAGUCUUCGUCUUCACAGUGAUGCUGUGUUGUGCCUGGCGUCUGAUGACCAGUACAUCUUAUCAGGCAGUAAAGACCAAACCGUCGCUCUGUUCGACCGCAGGGCGGGAAAACUCCUGCAGAAAGUUCAGCUGAGGUCGUACCUGCUGUCUCUGUCCUACAGCGGGCGAGAGGUGUGGGCCGGGGAUAACCGUGGACUCGUGCACACCUUGUCCAUGCACAACAGCUCCCUGACGCACGUAUCCCAGUUUAACGUCCACAGGUCACUGGUCACCGGCGUUCACUACUCUCCUGGUGCUCUGUACACGUGCUCCUCUGACCGCACUAUCAAGGUCCACCUUCCAUGUGCUCCACCCAAGACACUGUGCACCCUUCACCAUCAGGCAGGAGUAAACGGGUUAAGUAUUAAAGGAGGAACACUGGCCAUGGCUUCUGGUGACAUGAAUGUGGAAGUUUGGCGGCACAGAUGCUAAGAGUCUAAAAGCAUCUGAUAGCAGGGAACAACAAGAACAAAUCAGUUCCUCAACUCUGCGUUUCCAGGAAGUUAUCAAUGCAUUAUGCUUUAAUUGGUUUCAUUUUAAUUUAAAAAUGAAUGUUUUAGGUGUCUGAUACAUGUUUCUAGUGAUUCUAGAAACAAAAAUAUGACAUUCCUAGUCAUUCUUCAUGAAGGGGUCGCACUACGACUGCACAGACAGAGUGCAAAACAUUUCAGUGCCUCUUAACACAGGAACACCUUUUGAGAUUUGUGUGAUCUUCUCUUGAACAUUUCAACAAAAUUGAUGCUAGUAAUAUACUUAGUCUGAAAAUACAGUGAAUUCUAAAACACAUGCAGUAUAAUACAAACAAAUAUCAAAAUAUAUCUCGGUUUUCAGUAAUUAACUCCCUAUAUAGUGCACUAACUUGGAAAUCAGUUAUUAAAGUUCAAUUUGUUUUUGUAUACUUCAGUGUACUUACACAAGUAUAC
Molecule: messenger RNA, 2290 nt
Organism: Sinocyclocheilus grahami
Lineage: Eukaryota; Metazoa; Chordata; Actinopteri; Cypriniformes; Cyprinidae
Gene: fbxw9
Product: F-box and WD repeat domain containing 9
Exons: 8
Coding region: 333-1799 (488 amino acids)
Biological process (GO): ubiquitin recycling; proteasome-mediated ubiquitin-dependent protein catabolic process
Cellular component (GO): nucleus; cytoplasm
Molecular function (GO): ubiquitin binding
Source: RefSeq, a predicted model, not a curated record